GGCCCAGUUUCCCUCUUCAACCUCCUCAAACAAGACCCCGCUAGAUUAGAGCCGCGUAACACACUCACAAAUUUUGCAUAUUCGUUCACACAAAAUUCUUGGUGGGCUUUAAAGAACACAAGAAUAUCCUCUCUUCUUCCUUCUUCAACAUAUCCUCAUUACUCAAAGUCGUCUUCUUUUUUUUUUUUUUUUUUUUUUUUUUUUAGCACCCAGAAAGUCAGUGGAUUCAGUUUUCUAGCCGAGAAUUUACUUGAAAGAGUUUAGAGAGUUGGGUUUUCUUUUCUUUUUGGGAAAAUUGUUAUUCUUUUGGAGUUUGGCGAUAUGGGUGAAUCGGCUUGCCUUCUCAGAUCUUUCUCUCAUCCUUCUGAUGCUUCACGUGAGGCCAAAGAGGGAGAUCCAAUUCGAGCUCUUGGAGAAUCCAUUUCCUUCGGGAGGUUUAUGUCAGAGUCUCUUGCUUGGGAGAAAUGGUCUGCAUUCUCUCAUAACCGUUACCAGGAAGAACUUGAAAGAUUCUCCAAACCGGGUUCUGUUGCUCAGAAGAAGGCAUAUUUUGAAGCUCAUUACAAGAGGAAAGCUGCACAAAAAGCAGCAGCUGAGCUCGAGGAAGCAAACACUGAGGGGACGAUGAAGCAAGUCAAAACCGAGAAAACAGAAGUUUGCACCAGCUCUUGUGUGGAGUCAGAGCCUUUGAGAUCACCAACCUGCCAAGUGAUUGAAAGUAAUGAACAACAGAAUAUUGUUCAGAAUACUGAGUCUGUAUCUCCCGCUGAUGCUGAUGUUCAUGAUUCUAUGAAUGAGGAGAGUAUGGUGGAAACACUAACAACAGACAAGGUGGAAGAAGUUCUUGACCAAAACAAUUCCAUGGAGACUGCUCCUAAUAUUGAAAAUGACAACCAGAAUGAGAAGGAUGAAGACCACGCCAAAACUGCGGUUGCUGAAGAAGUGAAAACUCCGGCCGAGAACCCACCUGCUGAAAGGGAGAUCAUAUCUUCAGGGGGGAGCUUGAAAAGAUUAAGGAAUUACUCCAAAUUAUUGACUCGAAGUUGGUCAUCGAAGUCUCAAUCCUCUCCUGCCAAACAAGCAACAACCCCUAGUCAACAGUUCAUACACAAGGGUAAUGCAACUCCAAAGAGUAAGAAACAUGUAGGGACUAUUGUCGAGAAAUUGAGUAUGAAAUCCGUCCACAUGUCGAUGAAUUUUAAUUCCGGCCCGAAAGAAAUAGGUAAAACAAGUCCAAAACUUCCACAAAUUGGAAGAAAAAGGACACAUAUGAGUUCACUUGCACCAUCAAAAGAGACUUCAACACCUCCUCCGAAGUUUGUCAGUAGGGUAGCGUCAUCUGUUAAUGGAUUGUUAAAGCAACCUUUGAUCAAACCCCCAUUAGAAAAUAAAAGAUGCAUGAAGUCUUCAAAUGCAAGUGGAACCGGAAGCAAAGAACGGCCUCCUCUUAUAUGCUCUCCUUUCAGCUUCAGGAGUGAAGAAAGAGUCGCGAAACGGAGAGAGUUCUUUCAAAAGCUCGAAGAAAAAGCUAAUUCCAAAGAGAUGGAGCAAAAGCAACUGCAGGCAAGAUGUCAGGAAAGAAAGAAGAAUGACAUUACCAAAUUACGUCAAAGCAGAAAUUUUGAAGCCAAGGAAAAUCAAGAUUCUAACCAGGGAUCAAAACCAACUACUGAUCACAUUAAAAUGAUCCCUGUCACGAGACCUCGAUCGCCCAAGCUAGGGAGGAAAUCAGCAAGUUGCAGUGCGGUACAGAGUAUAAGCUCUCUGCCUCCAAAGAGGCCAUCAGUCACUUCCAAUGAUUCCAAGAGUGUUGUAAGAAAGAGGUACGGAGGCACCACUCGAUCAGUCACUUCUUUUGGGAAGAAAACGAAUGGCUGUGAAAAUUUUUCUCCAAAUAUCCAAACUUGAUCAAUCUCCCUCCAUAGCUGGGAUGCACUUACAUAGUUUACACAUCAUGAAACGAAAGAAAGUUGUUAGAAAGUAAGUUGUCUAUAUUUGUCAUGAGGAGAGAUGCUGUCUCAAAUGACCAAAAAGUUGGCUUUUGUGUAGGCCACUUUCUGAUUGUUUGUGGGGUACUUAUAUAGUAUGCAGAAAUUUUGUAGUCAAAUGAAAUAUUACCUGGCUUGAUAGGUUUUGUACAAGUUUAAAAUUAUAUGUUCAUGUAAAAAUGUUGUUGUGGUAAAAACGUUGUCGUGCUCAAAGCUUAGCAAACAGAUCAACAAAAAGUACCCUAAAUCAUCACACCUUGAGUUUGAUCA
Messenger RNA from Cucumis melo (muskmelon), 2258 nucleotides. Its product is annotated as protein WVD2-like 7. The record is from RefSeq and is a predicted model, not a curated record. The transcript has 8 exons. Bases 322 to 1908 code for a protein of 528 amino acids. NCBI's taxonomy places the organism in Eukaryota, Viridiplantae, Streptophyta, Magnoliopsida, Cucurbitales, Cucurbitaceae.